Topomyia yanbarensis is the source of this 657-nucleotide messenger RNA. RefSeq names its product histone H3-like. Gene Ontology annotation, molecular function: structural constituent of chromatin; DNA binding; protein heterodimerization activity. The transcript has 2 exons. NCBI's taxonomy places the organism in Eukaryota, Metazoa, Arthropoda, Insecta, Diptera, Culicidae. Bases 1 to 657 code for a protein of 218 amino acids. Gene Ontology annotation, cellular component: nucleosome. The record is from RefSeq and is a predicted model, not a curated record.
AUGGCCCGUACUAAGCAAACCGCUCGUAAGUCCACCGGAGGCAAGGCUCCUCGCAAGCAACUGGCAACAAAAGCUGCGCGCAAAAGUGCCCCCGCUACGGGAGGAGUUAAGAAGCCUCAUCGCUAUCGGCCAGGAACCGUCGCCCUGCGUGAAAUCCGUCGUUACCAGAAAUCCACUGAAUUGUUAAUCCGCAAGCUGCCAUUCCAGCGUCUGGUCCGUGAAAUUGCUCAGGACUUCAAAACGGAUUUGCGAUUCCAGAGCUCAGCCGUUAUGGCUCUGCAGGAAGCCAGCGAGGCUUAUCUGGUUGGUCUGUUCGAGGACACCAAUCUGUGCGCCAUCCACGCAAUGACUGGCCGCGGCAAAGGAGGUAAAGGACUCGGCAAAGGAGGCGCCAAGCGGCAUCGUAAGGUUCUUCGUGAUAACAUCCAGGGAAUCACAAAACCAGCCAUUCGUCGUCUGGCUCGUCGUGGAGGAGUGAAGCGCAUCUCUGGAUUGAUCUACGAAGAAACUCGUGGCGUGCUGAAGGUGUUCCUGGAAAACGUUAUCCGCGAUGCUGUGACCUACACUGAACAUGCCAAGCGAAAGACCGUCACCGCGAUGGAUGUCGUCUAUGCGCUGAAACGCCAGGGACGCACGCUGUACGGCUUCGGAGGUUAA